Molecule: messenger RNA, 1105 nt
Organism: Zingiber officinale
Lineage: Eukaryota; Viridiplantae; Streptophyta; Magnoliopsida; Zingiberales; Zingiberaceae
Exons: 9
Coding region: 84-731 (215 amino acids)
Cellular component (GO): mitochondrion
Molecular function (GO): protein-containing complex binding
Source: RefSeq, a predicted model, not a curated record
UGUUUGUAAACCUUUUUCGAGUUUCUCUUUUUGUUUAGUCUAAUUUAUAUGCUUCUAAUGACAAUUACUUGUACUGGGUGGCAAUGGUUUCAUUGGUUCACAUGUUUGCAAAGAGGCUUUGGAUCAAGGGUUAUCAGUUUCUAGUCUCAGCAGGUCUGGAAGAUCAUCAAUACGUGAACAAUGGGCUGAUAAAGUUGAGUGGCGCCAAGGAAAGCCUUCUUGUACCUGAAACUUGGAGGGAUGCUUUGAAUGAUGUGACUGCAGUGAUAUCUUGUGUUGGGAGUUUUGGAUCUAAUUCUCACAUGUACAAGAUCAAUGGGAUUGCCAACAUCAAUGUCAUCAAAGCUGCUUCUGAAAAAGGUGUAAAAAGAUUUGUAUAUGUUUCAGCUGCUGACUUUGGUCCAGUGAAUUAUCUUCUGAAAGGAUAUUAUGAAGGGAAGAGGGAUGCUGAAGCAGAACUAUUAUUGAAAUUCGCCUUUGGGGGGGUAAUUCUCAGGCCUGGUUUUGUGCAUGGAACGCGCCGAGUUGGGAGUAUAAAGAUUCCUCUAUGGCUAAUUGGAUCGCCAUUGGAGAUGGUUCUUCAGCACGCAAAGCCACUUAGUUGCAUCCCGGUUGUUGGUCCUCUCUUCACACCUCCGGUUAAUGUCACCUCUGUCGCAAAAGUUGCGGUCAGAGCUGCUACCAAUCCAGUGUUUCCUCCGGGCAUAGUUGACGCAUAUGGCAUUCUUUGAUAUGACAAACAGAAGUGACCCCCUCAGUUGGACAUCGAACUUCUGAAGCAACAAAGCCAAAGCAACAGUCGAUUCCAAUAGUGCAAACUGGUCGCCGACACACUUAUGCGGCCCUCCACCGAAUGGUAUGAAGGCGAAACCAGAAGUUAUCUAUAAAGAUGAUAGCUGAAGAUUAAGCAGUAAAGCUUUAUAAAUCUAUCAAUUUUAUGAAGUAACGACUUAACCUCGUUUGGGUACAUCGCUCCAGGGCUGCGACUUGGAUCGUAGCCUGCCCAUCCGGCAAUGCCUUCAUUUGCUUUUGGAGUUAAAAAUCUUUCUGGCGCAAACUCAUCUGGCUUGUCCCAGAAAUAUGGUGAUCUGUGGAGAUUGUAUAC